ACCUACCCCGAGCCCAAGAAAAACAAGAAAACAAUACACAAUUGUGCGACGGUGGUGCAGACGUUCUCCGUGUGAUCCGAUCAAACGGACCAGGAGACCAGGCGACUAGGCUAAAUCCGGAGGUCAGCGGUACUAAUGGCCGGCGACAUGUCGAUCGGCUGUGCGGCACUGAAGCGUUCCAGCAAGCUGAGGUCCUGCACCAGUGCCGCCGACACGGACUCAAUGCGGGUGCCCAGCGACCACAGGGACAACGGGAGCCUGGUGAAGCCGCCUCCCAUUCCGCCCCAGAAUAUGCGGGGCGGCCUGCGGGUCUACAAGAUCGUCAUCCUUGGCGACGGAGGCGUUGGAAAGUCAGCUGUCACCCUUCAGUUCGUGAGCCACAGUUUCCUGGACUACCACGACCCCACAAUUGAGGACUCCUACCAGCAACAGGCGGUCAUCGACAAUGAGGCCGCCCUGCUCGACAUCCUUGACACCGCCGGCCAGGUGGAGUUCACGGCCAUGCGGGACCAAUACAUGCGGUGCGGCGAAGGUUUCAUCAUCUGCUACUCGGUCACCGACCGCCACAGCUUCCAGGAGGCCUCCGAGUACCGAAAACUGAUCACCCGAGUGCGCCUGUCCGAGGACAUCCCGCUGGUUCUGAUCGCCAACAAGGUGGACCUGGAGUCGCAGCGUCGCGUGACCACCGAGGAGGGCAAGAACCUGGCCAACCAGUUUGGCUGCCCCUUCUUCGAGACCUCGGCCGCACUACGACACUACAUCGACGAUGCGUUCUACACACUGGUCCGCGAAAUCCGGCGCAAGGAGAUGCAAAAGGCCCUGGGCACAGACUCCAACUCGGAGAAGAUACACACGGGUCGCAGGAGCCGCUGGUGGCGCAUCCGAUCCAUCUUCGCUUUAGUGUUCCGGCGCAGGCGAAACCUCAACUAGACCCAGGAUGCUGAUUUCUUUGAACGAGUGCAAUAUUAACCACACAUACGAGUAUUUUUUGUUCGCUAUAUACACGGUUUGUAUAUAGCAUAACGCCCAUCAGAUACAACCUACAAGAAUUUAGCGAUCGAGGAGGAAAUCUAAUUGUUACGGCCACAGUGGUUUAUUUAUUAUUUGUUAAAAAAAACUAUCUAAAGUACUUGUUGUUGAAAAAGAUGGCGAGGCGGUAGAGCAGCGAUAGAGUAUAUCAAUACGUUUAAGCACCGAUCCAAAAGAUACAUAUUAACAAUGCACGUACAUAUGUUUAUGUAGUAAAUAUUACUAACGUUGAUUCCUAGACGAAAGCGAUUAAGGAAGUGUGGCAAUUGGCCGAAGCUCAAAAGCAUUUAAAUUCAGCAAGAUCGAAGGGGUGAGCGUAAGCCCCUAAUGAACAAUCUGAUAACUCUGAAUCCUAGCCAGGAGAUUAACCCAAAUGCCAGUUGCCAAGUGAGCAGAGCGGAUUAGCAGACGAUUUUUAAACUUAUGUAUGUACGUAUUUACCCAGAAGACACGCACAUGACAUACGACACAAGCAACACAUUUAACUAAUCGAAUAAAUGUUGAAUUUAAUGUAUACUAAUAUUAUAAAUCGAACGAUCGACCUAAGUAUGUAAAACGCGGGAACAUUGCAAAUAACGAAAGAUGAAUGAGAGUGUACGUUUGUUCAGAUCCAAGCCCAAAUUGAUAACGAUAAUUGAUAAUUUAAGCCCACGUCAGCCGAUGCAUUUGUUGUUUAAGUUUGAGAAAUGUUUAUUGUUUAUAUUGUUAAGGACACGUGUUACGCCUAAGUUUAUUUAUUAUUAGUUUAACCAAUCUGUUGAUUACUUUUUAAACAAGCAGCCUCACAUCACGAUUUCUAAGCAUUCACCAUGAGUUCCUCUCAUCAAUGUUAACUGUAUCACCAGAAACGAAAUACUAACACGACUUAAAUUACUCUGUUUGUUACGUGAUCCCCAAGAAGUUGGGCGGACUACCAUAAUUAAUUGUUAUUGCAAAUCAUUUCAAGUAAUCCAACAGAUCGACUUACGCAAACAACAGCUUAACGAAAACGAGUAAUCAAAUGCGUGUAGAAAUAUAAAGAGAGAAAAGCUUUCGCAGAAAGUAAAGCGAUUAAAAAAAUACGUUUUAAGAAAAGUAUUGGGAACUAUAUGUUCAUUGCACUUUGCCAUGUCCAUGUCGUUUCGAAAACGUCAUACCUGUUCGGGAAGCAAAGCCAAUAAUAAUGGAUUGUAAUACCUAUUUGAGAGAAAACCAAAACAUUUUGAUCCAUAAUGUUAUGUACAUUUUAAAUGUAAAAAAAUGAAAUACAAAAGCACAAAAUAAACAAAAACAAUCCCCUCAAUAAAGAUUUUUUUGGAACCCCGUUAACGGUGCUAGUUUUUAUUUGAUGGGGUCUUCUAAUUUUGUGGGGGAUAAACAAUGACAAAAUUUCGACGAUACGGGAUUUGACGAUCCUCUGGUGACUUCAUCUUAGAUCUUCAAGGAUGAAAUGAUAUCUCCGUUUUCCGAUUCCUCCUUAUCAAGGGUCCUUCGUUAUUUUGUUGAAUAUUUUUAUCAGAGUCCUAGGUCAGGUAACUGGGUAACUGACCUAGGAUUAUUAUUUUACUGAUAUUAAGGACUUUUCCCAGCCAAAUUAAACAGUGAGUUAAACCAAGAGUAGAUCAAAUGUACUGUUUAUUCAUAAGUAUAAUAUAGUUUGGUUGUAUCUGAUGCAUCUUCGAGUUUUUCAACUUCUGUGUGAGAAUUACACGAUUGACGGUACAAAAUACAAAAAAGAGACAUACACAUAUGUACUGUAUAGUAUAAUUAUAUGUAUAUUCGUAUUUUAUAAAAUCAUAAAAUACUCUUCAUAUAGUUUGGUUGUUUUGUAGUAUCUUUUUUUAUGUUUUCCACACGUUUUAAUGCAAAGUACAAAUAUUAAAAACUCGCUUAAUGCGCUCGAAAUAGUUGUUUCACUUCAUCAAAAUUUCUCCCUUUUAGCUUCUCCCACGCGAAAACUGAAUGCAUCUCAUUUGUGGCUUACGUUUAGUUUAAUAAACAUUUAUCGUUUUUGUUUUGUGUUUAGUUCGGUUCUUGUAAUGUAGUUUCACUUGCAUCUUCUUCUAUUGGCGGUCUGGUCUCUCAGUAUCUGAUAGAUUUAAAGGGAACAUAACU
This is a messenger RNA of Drosophila rhopaloa, 3123 nucleotides long. RefSeq names its product GTP-binding protein Rit2 (gene Ric). The record is from RefSeq and is a predicted model, not a curated record. Gene Ontology annotation, molecular function: GTPase activity; GDP binding; calmodulin binding. Gene Ontology annotation, biological process: Ras protein signal transduction. Gene Ontology annotation, cellular component: plasma membrane. Bases 136 to 930 code for a protein of 264 amino acids. The transcript has 3 exons. NCBI's taxonomy places the organism in Eukaryota, Metazoa, Arthropoda, Insecta, Diptera, Drosophilidae.